CAACGAGGGAGGCCUUCGGCACGUUAAGCCGUUAAGAAAUGUAGUCCGUUUUCUCUUUAUAAUUACACGAGGGAUAAGUAAUCUGACAGAAUUAAAGAAAUUUCAGUUAUUACCUUGCAGGGGAACGAGAGAAGAAUCCACUGAUCAAUGUCAACGAGGCAGCGCCCUAAUUAUGAACAUUAAAUGUACAAUUGCCCAGCUGCAUCAGCUUAGUUUCUUUUCAUGACUGAAAAAAUCCGGUUUUGACUUAGAAGUUUCUCAUCAUUAGCGACUAUUGUGUGGUUAUUGCUUCUAAUAUUGAUUAAAAACAAAAUUCUAGUGGUUUCAAGUCGAGUUACGAAGGGUUGCACAAAAAGAACAACCAUUCUCUCGCCGCCAUACAUACAUACGCCGCCAUGCAGUCUGAAUCAACGAGCAGCGCCAAUUCUCCUGAUCUUAAAAAGGUGGACUUUUGAAUCAAGUAAAUUUCCUCAGAAACACCUGGAAGCAAUUCGUUCUGCUCUGUUCAUUCCUUCUGUUAAUUAUCGGUUUGUUUUGUGUUUAUUUCAUCAGAUCAGUUCAGUCCGUUUUUCUAUUGUGAAAAUGAAUCUAGACUAGUCUCAUCUGGUGACAUAACACCAACAAACUAUAAGUUAACAGCUCACAUUUGUCAGGUUCUUUUCAGAAUAAAACUUCCACUGCAGUUUGCUUGUUGUUUCUUUUCAGAGUGGUUCUUUUAAGUGAUGAUCGAAACUAUAUCGUUCAGGUUAGAAUUAGGAGAGGUAGAGCGACACAAAACUGGCCAGAGGAAACCCUUCUUUGAGAAGGCGGUUUUCGGAAUAUCGCAGCUCGCUGGUUAAUUGUGUGGGCGAAGCUCACACCUAUAAAUUGGUACUUGAGAAGUUUGUCUGUCUACGAGAGUCACGUGAUCGAAAAAAAUUGUACUAAGUUGACUGGGCACUAGUUUAGAGUCUACAGAUGAGAAGAUUGGGUGCCAGCUCCUUCGUGUUGUGUACUGUUUGUCGGUUUCCCAAGGGAUAUGGCCUGAAAUGCUACCAGUGUGUCACUCUCAAAGACUGGGAUGACUGUGAUAAGAUCAAAACAGAGGUUACUUGUGUUCCUGGUGCAGACCGCUGUGCGAAAGCCCUUGUGACAGGAAAACAAGGUGAAGUAUCCAUCUCAGCCUACGCUAAAGGCUGCAGUUUUCCAUCUACAUGCAAUGCUGAUGAGUCUGUCUUUUGCAAGUCUCCUGAUCCCAAAGUCUCUGUCACCAAGUGCGACAUUAACUGCUGCUCUGGCGAUUUGUGCAAUGGAGCCAAAGUACCAAUGGUCAGCGCCAUCAUGCUUCUGGGCUGCGUUCUUGUAGCUUUCCUUCGUUAAGCAUCCAAAGCUGUUAACAUUUAAGCGUACAAAAACGUGUAAUUCAGUAGAAAAUAGAGUUAGGUUACCGAUUGUGUAAUUUCAGCAUUGUUAAUUUUCUAGAAGAAUGAUCUAUCCUUUAAUGUAACCACGAGUGAUAUUUCUUUAAUAAAU
This is a messenger RNA of Orbicella faveolata, 1512 nucleotides long. RefSeq lists its product as uncharacterized. Lineage: Eukaryota; Metazoa; Cnidaria; Anthozoa; Scleractinia; Merulinidae. The record is from RefSeq and is a predicted model, not a curated record.